Camelina sativa (false flax) is the source of this 1923-nucleotide messenger RNA. The record is from RefSeq and is a predicted model, not a curated record. Lineage: Eukaryota; Viridiplantae; Streptophyta; Magnoliopsida; Brassicales; Brassicaceae.
UCGAAAUUGUACCGGCGAUUCUUGUUUAUCCGGUGAGGGUUUCGGCUUCGCCUUCUUUGGGGACGAUUUAUGAGGAAGAUGACGAGUUUAACCGCGGCGGUGGCACUUUCACCAUCACUAUCCUCCCCACAGUUACCGACUACCUGAUCCUUUGAUUGGAUCUCCGAUGAUGCCUCCUCCUUACGUCGAGCACCCCGUCACGGUUCGUAACGAGGUUAAUCUAAAGAAGGAGACUUUAAGCCUCGAACCCGACCCGGAGAAUCCGAACCGUCUUCUCGUCUCCUUCACGUUUGAUGCUUCCAUGCCCGGAAGGAUCACAGUCGUUUUCUUUGCUAAAGAAGAAGCAGAAUGCAAUCUUAGAGCCACAAAGGAAGAUACUUUGCCUCCAAUCACAUUCGAUUUCGGUAAAGAACUUGGUCAGAAGUUCAUACAACCAUCCGGAACAGGUAUAUACUUGACGGUAUUUGAAGAUUCCGAGCUAUUCAAGGCCUCAGAAACAGAUGUCUACCCGCUUGGGGUUAAGGCGGAGGCUGAAGGAAACUCGGGUUCCACGGAUGCGCAGAUUACUUUAGUAACCACCUAUGUUAAGCAGAAAGAAGAGAUUAAGAUAGGAGUGGUGAAGCAGUAUCUGAGGACGAAUGGGUUUCGUUAUGAGUUGCAAGAGGUAUAUGGGAUGAGGAACAACGUUGAUGGUUGUUGCUAUGAGGGAAAAGAAUGUGUUAUAUGCUUGUCUGAACCACGCCAUAUAGCUGUUCUUCCUUGCAGACACAUGUGUAUGUGCAGCGGGUGCGCCAAAGCGUUAAGGUUUCAGGCAAAUCUGUGUCCAGUUUGCAGGCAGCCUAUAGAGUGGUAUAUGGAAACUAGGGCAGAAGGGUAACGAGUAACAACAAUGAGGAGAAUAGAGAUGGAGAUAGAGCAUUUUUAGUGGAAACUGAGUUUUUAACAAAUAUGCAAGGCGAGAUUGAGUUUACAUUGGUUUAGUCUACAAACACACCUCUGGUUCCUAGAGUUUGAAGUAUGUUGAUGCAGUCUGGUUUCUGGUUGGAGCAGCGGAGGAAAAGCUCAUCCACGUAGCAAAUGGCUCCUGUAUCCAACAGAACAGUUACGAACUUCAUUUCCACUGGGCUUGUGUUCAUUCUUAAGAAUCACAAAGUCUGCGUAUUUCGUAGUUUCCUCAAACCAAGCAAUGAAAUCGAAACCCCCGUCUUCUGGAAAUGGUUCUAGCUGUUCAAGCAGAGUUAUCUUUUUGCCUGUAGAGUUGUCCUCAGCCAAAUCCGGAUGGUAGACAAAGGUGAUGCCGGGUUUCUUGACAUACGAUGGCAUUACUGAAGUGCUGUGGUCGACAAAGUAGACGUUAAAAGCUUUGCUGUCAAGUGGGUAUGACGGUAAGAACCAGUUUGGAGUUAAUUUAGUAUCCAUAUGCUCGGCUGCUCCAAAUGUCAAUAUAGACAAACCUCUUCUUUAGAGAGAGAUCAAGAAAUUUAAGUUUUGUGAAAGUAAAAAACUCUCAAAAUUGAUUUAAGUUUUGGAUCGAACACCGAGUCGAGUGGUGGCCACACAGUUUGGCAGAGUUGGGCCAAGUUUUGGGCCUUCCAUGUAAUAGAAUGCUAAUAUUUAAAAAUAUGAGAUGAGACUGAUUAAUAUCAAGUUUUGCUUCAAGAGUGAUGAAUGCAACAUGAGUUGUAUUCAAAACCAGUUAACAAGGGUCUUUCGGUACGCUACUACCAUCUUUCUAGUCAUUUUUAUCGGAACAUUAAUUAUACAUUUUGUCGGUUUGAGGUAUUACGUUGUCAAGAGAUCGAUCCACUUUAUAUGGUCAUCGGUGUGAUGCGUGUACCUUAUUUUUUUGCCUUAUCCAACAUAUUUCUUAGUUUUGUGCCAACGUAACUACCAUAUGCCGCAUUUGAAUGUUGCUCUUAUCUA